Molecule: messenger RNA, 3446 nt
Organism: Vespa mandarinia (Asian giant hornet)
Lineage: Eukaryota; Metazoa; Arthropoda; Insecta; Hymenoptera; Vespidae
Source: RefSeq, a predicted model, not a curated record
UUCUUAUUUCCAUUUUUCAUUUUUCAUUUUUCAUUUUUCAUUUUCAUUUUAUUUUAUUUAUUUAUUUUUUUUUUAUUCCCGUUUUCCUUAUUUUUCGUUAUUGCGAUAUAACGUACGAUCGAGAUAGCAACGCGGCAAAAAAAAAAAGGAGAGGGUAGUUUAAAAGAGAAGGAGAAAAGAAAGCGAACGUUUUUAAGUAACUGUGAUUUAUUGAAAUGUUUUAUAUUAUACACAUAUAAAUAUAUAUAGAUUAUAUAUUGUAGAGAGAGAGAAAGAGAGAGAGAGAGAGAGAGAGAGCGAGAGAGAGAUAGAGAGAGAGAGAGAGACGAGGAAAAAAUGAGGAAAACCAGUAAAUGCGAGAGAGUAAGACAGUAAUAGAGUGAGAGAGAGUGAGAGAGAGAGAGAGAGAGAGAAAGAAAGAGAAAUAAUAUGAAUUAAUUUUUAUGCAUAAUAUUAGACAAUGUUUCUUGGUGUCGCUGUAAUUUAUACGGAAGCGUAGAAAUUUUCUAGAUUUACAUAUCGAUAGCAUUAGCAGAGAGCGUCUAUAUUAUUACUAUUAUUAUUAAUAUUAUAUUAUUAUCACUAAUUGAUCAUUAUUAUGAUUUGGAUUUUUUGUUAUACCGUUAAUUGAUAUUAUCGAGAUAAAAAGAAAAAAGGCGUAGGAAAACGCAAACCGUUCGUUCCAGAAUUGUUAAUAGCUUGUAACGAGGAGUUCGUUAUGUUUUUUUUUCUUUUUUUUUUGAAUUAAUAUUAUUAAUAUUAUUUUAUUAUUAUUAUUAUUAUUAUUAUUAUUAUUAUUAUUAUUAUUAUUAUUAUUAUUAUUAUUAUUAUAAUAUUAUACGAAAGAUAUUCGUAGACGCAUGUUGUGUCGUAGAAGGGGAGAACUAACGAAAAAAUUUAUUUGUUUCUUUAUUACUUUUUUUUCUUUUUUUUUUUUUUCUGUGUCUUUUUUUUCUCUAAUACUACAAACACGCCAACCUCUCGCGAGGUGUUCCUAUAUACAAUAUACCUACCGUAUACAUAUGUACUGCACUUUAUGUCGAGCGCUUUUCAUAGAUAUUAUUUCGUCGUCGUUAGCGAUACGUAGAAAUUUGUUAUUUUUAUUUUUUUCGACUAAGUUUAUUCAAUUGCAUUCGAACGUGUUUUACGACCUAGUCGUCAUAUUCGUUAUCGUUCUGGUGAUAUGUACUUAAAAAAAAAAAAAAAAAAGGAAAAAAAAGAAAAAAAAAGAAGAAAACAAAAGAAAAAGGAAAAAAAAAAUAAUAUGUUAUAUUUUUGCUUCUCCUAUUUCGCAGACGGUCGAUUUGCUUGUCGAUUUGAAUAGAACGAAAUUGUUUCUUUUUUUUUUUUUUUUUUUUAUUUUGUUUCACUUUUCAUAAUCAGGAGUCGCUCGACGAAAGUGUAAGACUGUCCUGAUAGUACGUGUUCAUUUUUUUAGACUCCACAACGAGUAUGUGGAGAAUGCGAGGCGUAUAUAGAUGUAUGUAUCUACGAUAUAUACAAUAAUAUUAUGAUUCCGAGAUCAACGAUGGGUCUUAUAACCAUGAGAUAUGCGAACUGUUUGUUAGUAAAUAACAAGAAGAAUGGGAGGAAAGAAAACAAAAAAAAAAAAUUAAAAUAAAAUAUUAAGAAACGAGAAAUAAGUAAGGGGAAAAACAUUUGUGAAGGAAGAAAAAGAAGAAGAAGAAGAAGAAAAAGUGGAAGGAAAAUAAUUAAAUAAAUAAAUAAAUAAGAAGAUGGAGAUAUUUGUACUACAUGUAUGUGGUGUAUGCUGCUAAAGUGAAAUUUUUUAAAAAAGCGAAUUGUCAUCUUUCGUGUUACAUUAAGAAAUAGGAAUGGAAAGAAAUUAAGAAUGAAAAACAUAUGCAUACGUGUAAUAAAUGAAAUUUUGUUAUAUCGGAAAUCGAUGUGAAAUGGUAAAUGGAAUUAACGACGAGAAGGAAUAGAGAGAGAGAGAGAGAGAGAGAGAGAGAGAGAGAGAGAGAGAGAAGAAAAUAUCUAAAAUUUAUUCGCUUAUUUCGUUUCUCGACGAUCGAGUCUCGCUCGUCGCACCAGUGUCUACGGUUACAAUAAUAUGCGCGGUCGAAGGGUCGCCACGGAGUCGAGCUUGCGCGGAACGCGUUUCGUCCGCACUCCACCCGCCUCUCCGCAAAGAAGGAAGGAAGGAAGGAAGGAAGGAGGAUCAGCAAAAAACCCGGAGCCUUCUCUUGAGCGUUUCGCGGACGGACGUAUUAUUCGCACGUUCGGAGCCUCGAAUGAGAAUCGUCCUUCUUUUCUUUUCUUUUCUUUUCUUUUUUUUUCUUCUUGUAAAUACUUAACUUCUUGUUUACAACGAGCGUGUACGUAAACGUCGUACUAUCAUAAAGAUCUUUCGCGAAUAUCUUUUUAUCGGAGACAAAUCUUUUUUCAUUGCUGUCUUCGCGUUUAAUUAAAACAAAAGCGACGGUAAAAUUAAAAAUAAAAAAAGGGUUGAAAUAUUAUAAUAGCUAGAGGAAGCUGGAGAUAAAAAUUGUUGAUAAUUGUGAACAAAGACGAUGGGCCAUCGUCGACAGGUAAAUUAUGAUACACGUGUCAGCAGAAAACGCGCACCGAUACGACCGUGUAAAGCGCAAGGGUACCGCCUUCCUAACGAGCCUCUUUAAAUCAAGGAAGCUCAAUUUAGGGAUGAAGAUCAACGAGGACGAAGAAAUGGAACGUUCUCCUAGGAUCGAGUCACCUGCCAUUAUCGCAAACACGUGCCGCCGAGGGGGAAACGAGAACGACAAUGCCGUGUCGAGGAUUCCGUCGACCUUGAGCGUCACUGCCGUCGACGUCGACGUUGCUUGUCAGCCCUCACCGUCACACUCUUUUUUGACCUCGACACCAGGUAGAACGCGAAACAUCGAUCAGGAUAUGGAAGCAAUCAGGCUCAGCCGUCAAGACAAUCCAUAUCUUCAGGUAUUGGCAAGUCGCGAAAGUCUCGUCGAAUCGAUUGGAGAAUCGGAAUCGGACGAUGCGAAUCUUAUGUCCCAGGAGCUGUGCGACACGGACCCUUUAACACUAGCCCAAGUACACGAGCACCUAGUGCGUAGUCCACCCCCAGCUUCUUGGCCACACUCGACGGCGUUCGAUUUUUCCCGACAUAAUCAAAAUUGUGGAACACAUAGGGGAAACGAGCAAGAACUUUCGAGGAGCGAGCCUUCUACGGACAUAAGAGAUCGACACUCGCAUACUUUCUCGCUGUUACAUCCAACCCCGAUAAGAAGCUUCUCGGAGGUACGUCGACUUCACAGAUCAGCUGAUGAUAGCGUUCAAUUGAUGUCGAACGAAUAAAAUUAAUCUGACGAUGAUGAAGAUUCAGCAAGAUCAUGAUUUUAUUCAACAAAUUCGACUUGUUUUACAAAAGACGAAUUAUAUUUUCGGAUUUCGUCGAUCGAAAACGUGGAAGAAAGAAAAAGAAAAGAAAA